Molecule: messenger RNA, 9612 nt
Organism: Manduca sexta (tobacco hornworm)
Lineage: Eukaryota; Metazoa; Arthropoda; Insecta; Lepidoptera; Sphingidae
Product: polycomb group protein Psc
Exons: 8
Coding region: 249-5057 (1602 amino acids)
Biological process (GO): mitotic DNA replication checkpoint signaling
Cellular component (GO): nucleus
Molecular function (GO): metal ion binding; DNA replication origin binding; ATP hydrolysis activity
Source: RefSeq, a predicted model, not a curated record
ACAUCAACAGAGUUACCAACAUCAGAAAUUUACUUAAUGGCGAACUAUGUAAAUCAUACGGGACGGAUUGUGCUAUUGUGUUUUUACACUCGCAUUUAGAUUGUGUUUAAUUAUCGAGUGCUUCUGGUGAUAAUAAAAACGUAUUGAUCAUUAAUAUUCUGGUCAAUAUGGCCAAAUAACGGUACUAUUCAUUAUUACACAUUACUGCUGUUACUUUAAAACAACUGUUGUGACGCUGUUUGGUAAAAAUGGUUACCUCUAAUAAACUGUCCGACAAAAAAGUUGUGAAAAUGGCUGAUCAUGAACACAACAACAUCGCCGUCGUGCCACAAAGAACACUCUUAGGGGAAGUUAACGAACACAUAACGUGUCCUUUAUGUCGUGGUUAUUACAUCGAUGCGACAACAAUAGUUGAAUGCUUGCAUUCCUUCUGUCGGAGUUGUAUAAUUAAACAUCUACAAGUUAAAAGUUACUGUCCUGUAUGCGAGAUGAUGAUAAAUUCAGCAAAACCUAACAUAAAGUUAGACAAGGCCCUCCAGGAUAUUGUGUACAAACUAGUACCAGGCCUUUUUCAAAAAGAAAUGGAAAGACGUCAACAAUUUUAUGCUUCGCGACCUGGAACUGCGGCAGCGGCGACUCCCGAACAACGAGGUGAAGAUACCGAGAGAAUAAUUUUUAGCCCUGAAGAUGUUAUAUCUUUUUCUUUGGAAUAUGCGGACCUAACAGAUGCUGAUAGUAUUUCUAGCAAAUCAUCUGACAGUAAUGAGUCUCAGAGUUCCCCAGCCACAACAAGGCGGUAUUUGCAAUGUCCUGCAGUGGUAAACAUAAGUCAUCUUAAAAAGUUUUUGAGCAUGAAGUUUGACAUUGAUAGCACUCAGUUUGCUAUAGACAUUUUAUAUAAAAGAGUACCUCUGUCAGAUUAUUACACUUUGAUGGAUAUAGCUUAUAUAUUUAACUGGAAAAGAAAUGAGCCAAUGAGAUUUUUUUAUCAAAUUAUUGAUUAUGUGGCUAUCAGAAAUAGGUUGUUUGAUAUCAAUAGGAAAGGUUCUCAUUACCGUGAUCGGAAAUCAAGCCCUGCUUCGACUGAAGAUACAAAUGUAAGCAGUCCUGCACCACAUUUAAAUGACCAAGGAUCAGAAGCUUCAUCAGGUACAGACAGUCCAAUGCCAGAUGAUAGUUUAAAACACUCUGGGGAUACAUUGAAUAAAAUAGAUAAACCGGGACCAGAAAACAAAACUUUAGAAAAAAGUAGUAGCUCGCACAUGUCACCUAAAAAAAGUGAUGAAGAUGUUGAAAAAUCUCAGUUUUUGAAUUCAUUUGAAUUAACAGCUAAGAGCAACUGUAUGCCUGUUAAAACAUCACCGAGUAAAAGCAAUAUAUCUGAAGAAAAACCUACAUCUUUAAUUGAAUCAACACAGAAGAAACAAAUUAACUCGAUAGAAAAACUACCCAAAGCUGAAGAAAAACUUUUAGACAGUUUAAAACGAAAGAAUCCAACAUGUGCAGGAACACCUGAAUUGAAAAAAUUAAAAGUAGAGUUGGAAAAAGCAAAAAUUUCCAACUAUAUAAAUAAUUCAAGUUCCCAACAGUCUUCUUCCAAUCAACCUGAAAAUAGCAAAACUGAGAAUACUGGAGGUGAAAAGAAAACUGAUGGAAUAUCCAAAGGACCACAAGUUCCUCUAAUACCUAGUAAUAAUACUCCAUCCACACCUGUCUCUAAAGAGAUAAAGCAGCAGCAUCAAGUUUCUACUCUAAAACAAGUUACAGAGAGUCCUGUGUUAAAGAGGUUGGUAACUGUCCCUCAAAAUACUUCAUCACCUAAACGGAAACCACCUAAUGAAAUGACUCCAUCCUCAGUUCAAAUGCCAUCAAUGGUACCUAAAGCUGUUUCACCAUUGAAACUACACAUUCCUAAAUUGGAAACCCAAGGUGACAAUAUGAUCUCUAAACCUGUGGAGACUCCAAAACCACCAAUGAAAAAAAUGCCAGAUCUAAAGCCUAGUGGUCUAACAUCUCAAACGUCUCAAGCCAAAAGUCCUACUGUUAAUAAAGUGAGAAUGGAUCUUUUAGCAAAUAAUAGUGAUCCUACUAUUGAUAGAAGCAAAAUUUUAUCUCAAGUAAAGUCAUCACUUAGUGCUCAAAGUUCAGGUCAGAGUUCAGGGGAUCCCCUAAAAUCUUUGUUUGAUUCAUGUAAAAUCAAUAUACCAUCCUCAUUAUCCAUAACAUUGACUGAUCAAAAAUUAGACAAUAGAGGAUCAGUAGAUGCAUCUAAUGUCGAUGUUAAAAAAAACAUUGUAAACAAAAAUAUAGCUGGUGCAAGUAACAUCUCCUCACAUAAGGCACCAAGUCCUCCAGUUCAUAAUUACAUAGAAAUACUAAAAUUACCAGACACUGAUCCCAAAAAACAAAUGAAAACCGAUAACACUUCUGACAUAAAGUGUCCCCCACAAAAUAAACCAGAAGGCACUACAUCACAACCUAAGUUUCUGAAUAAAAGUUCUGAAAGUUCAGCUAAGGGCCCCAUACCGAAUUUAAAACCAAUUGCUGACACAAAACUAGUUAAACAAUCAGGAAGCUUCGCGGCACCAAUAACUUUCCAACAGACAUUUGAACAGCAGUUACAGUCUAUGCAAUGUGACAAAAAAACUAAGUUGCCUAAGAAUAAAACUCAAGUUCCUAAACUUGUGCCAGCGAAAUCCCUUGGUGCAGUUACUAAAUCGAAUCAUCCUGUUAACAAACCAGCUUUAGGUUCUACAUCCACCACAGAAAAUAAAACCAGUGCUGCUCUAGAUUUAUCAACACCACAUAAUGUUCAAACUCAACUUGGUUCCCAACAAACUUAUGAUAAAGCACUAGAAACUAUGCAAACUAUAGCAAAUUUGGCAAGAAAACAGAAUAUCCCAUCUAAAGGAUUAUCAGUAUCAAUGCCACAUAAUAAUGUUUACCCCAGCAUAGCCAAUAGGACAAUGACAACAGGUGUUAGUCCAUUGCGUCUUCCAUCAACAAGCAAUAUGAAUCAAAUAAAGAUUGACAAAAUCAAUGCACUUGCAUCACAAACCAUAAAUAAUAGACAAGAUACACAAAGUAAAACCAACCAAAUGAAACUAACAAAUAGUGCAACUCCAGCAAUUUCCCCAUUAAAUUAUCAGAUAGGCUCUCAUGCACCUGUAAGUACAGCACAACCAUCACCAAGGUCUCAAACACGUUCACCUAGUUCAUCUCCAAAGUUAGUAAUAGCAGAAGAGAAGCAAAGUGUCAAUUCAUUAACAGAUCAUACCAUGAAUCAAUCAAAUCAAAUUACUAGUACACAAUUACCAAAUCUUAGCAUACCGAAAAGUGAAUCUCCGAAAGCGUCUCCAGGACCAUCAAAAUCUGGUUUAAAACCAGUCAAACCACUAACAUCUGGUAAGGUAGCUGGAAUAUGGCAACCCUUGACACCAACAAUGAAAACAAAUCCAGCAAUGAGUUCCCCAAGUGAUUAUCUUUCUCAACAAAUGGCCAGACAAAUGGAGGUCAAUGCUUGGAUUAAAGCUCACAGACAAUAUGAAUAUAUGAAGAACAUGUCAAGUAUAGCACAUCAAGCUGAUAAUGAUUUUAAUAACCAAGACAAACAAAUGUCGGUGCAACAAGGAACGAUUCCUUUUAAACUACGAAAGAAAACUUAUAUUAGAACCGAGAUUGGUGAUGAAAAUGAGGACAUAUCAAAUUUGGUUGAAUUAUCAAAAUUGAAGACAUCAAAAAGGCAUUUAAAUAAGAAUAAAACCGAUACGGAAGAUGAUGGAUGUGUAGGAGCUAAGAUACCAAGGAAGAAUAAAAUUAUUUCAUCUGUUGCUAAUGAAAAAAUACUUAAUGAAGAAAAUAACCACGAACAAACACCUCUGGCGAGCAGGGAAAAAGAAAUCGAGUGGCUUGAAAAUUUCCUGACAGAACAUGCAGAAACCCAAAAGUCUGCUUCGCUGUAUAUAUCAGGGCAGCCGGGCACGGGUAAAACUGCUAGUUUAUCGUACAUAUUGCAACUACCAAAGAUAAAACAAAACUACAAACAAGUGUAUGUAAAUUGCACAAUGAUGAAAUCAGCUGCCAGUAUAUACAAUAGAGUAUGUAAAGAACUUCAACUUCAAACAUCUGGUACAAGUGAAAAAGUCUGCUGUGCUGCUAUAGAAAAAUAUUUGAACAAAAAACAUAAAAUGAUCCUUUUGGUGUUAGAUGAGAUCGACCAAUUGGACAGCAAGCGGCAAUCAGUACUGUACACAAUAUUCGAGUGGCCUGCGUUGAGUAACUCGCGGCUGGUGCUGAUCGGGAUCGCCAACGCGUUGGACCUCACGGAGAGGACCCUGCCGCGGCUGCAGGCGCGCUGCUCCCUGCGGCCACAAACACUGCACUUCGCACCCUACACCAAAGAACAAAUCAUUAACAUAUUCACUAACGUCUUAGCCAAUGAGGAUAAAGGCAACUUGUUUUCACCAGUCGCGUUGCAAAUGUUGGCAGCAAAAAUUGCUGCCGUCUCUGGAGAUAUGAGAAGGGCAUUAGACAUAGGACGGCGAGUUAUAGAGCUCGCAAAACGUAGCAAGUUUUCGGACAAUAAAUCUGUUGAUAGUAUGAUGAAGGAUUCAUCAGUGACAGUAGAAUUGAAAGAAGUUUUACAAGUUUUGAACGAUGUGUACGGCGGAUCACGGAAAAUAGAGAACGACGUGGACGAAGCGUUCCCGAUGCAACAGAAAUUAAUCCUAUGCAGUUUGAUGCUGAUGUUGACUAAAGGCAAAAGUAAAGACAUCGUGUUAGGGAAACUGCAUGAUGUUUAUAAAAAAGUGGCUCAGAGCCGUAACAUAGUGCCGCUGGAGCUGAGCGAGCUGUGGACCGCGUGCUCGCUGCUGGAGGCGCGCGGCGCGGUGCGCGUGCGCGCGGGCGGCGGGGGCGGCGGCGGGGGCGGGGGCGCGGGCGCGGGCGUGCGCGCGGCGCGCCUGCGCCUGCAGUGGGACGACGCCGAGCUCGGCGCCGCGCUGCAGGACAAGCCGCUGCUCGCCGCCAUACUCAACGGCAACCACUGCCUGCAUUAAUCACUCACUGAUUACGGCUAAAUUCAAUUCCUCUCUAGUUAUAUUUUGUUUUUUAAAGUUCCAAUACUUACAUUUUGUCAAACAUGGGAUAUAGUUAUUCGAAAUAUCAUACAGGCAUAUCAUCAUACGGACGUCUGGGGACUUUUGGUCUCAAUACUUUCUUUAAAUUUAGAUAGAUUCUUUUUUUUAUACGAUUCAUAUGCUUUUGACGAGGGGUUUUUAUUAACCUCGAUAUACCUACUUAAUAUGAUUGACAUUAUUAACUACUAAUAGGACUUCACCUGACUUGGCCAUCCACUACUAAUGCUUAAUAAUUUGUAUUUCGCUCAUAUUUUAUGCUAAGGACAAGGCAUAUUUUAUUAGAAUUACUCAUAAUAUCGUGGCCGUUGCUAUCAGAACUGUAAAAUGAGUAUUAAAUUUGUCAAUAGGCCUUAUAUGCCGUGGCCUAGGGGCUGCAAAAUUUUCGAAUAGUGGUGGUCCAAAUAAGGCCAAUUUACUGAAAAUUGAAUGCGGAAUAUUAUGGUUACCUAACCUGAGGAGCUUUUUUUUCGUGUUUUAAUUGCCUGACUCAUUUGUUGAUUCACUUUCAUUCAGCCCAUACUCCGAACCGGUCAUGUUAAAAAUGUAAAUAUAUUAUAAAGUAGGUAACAUUAUUUUUAUUCUCAGAUUUCUCUGAGAAAACGCGAAAGUAGAUGUAACAGUUUGUUUUAAAAACAAUAUUCUAUUAGCAAAAAUCUUAACAGUAUAAAGUCAUGUAUUUCGGCAUAUUUUAUAUUGAAUAUUCGAGGGAAAGAGAAUGAGCUAGAUUUUUAGGUCAGAUAUUUUUUAGGAGAAUGAUGACAUCCACUGAGAAACAGCUUUAUAAAAUUAAUUACGUAAGUAUUUAAAGGGAUGCAACAAGCAGGACCAAUCAAGCGAAUGGAGCAGAGAUCUAAUAAAUUAUUCUCAAUUCCAGAUUACGUCCUGCAAAAUAAAUGGUCCCUAAUUCAUGAAUAAAUUCUAUUCGAGCCUGAGUCUACUCACGUUAAGAUUGUAUCAGUUCAAUCUUGUGUUGUAGGUAUUUUCAAAGAUUGCGUAAUUACUUGAUAUCGUGCAUGCGGAGUGAAUGCACUCUGCAGCUCCGACAUCUGAGGUUCUAUUUUAAGACUGACCUAGCAGAAUCAUGUGAUAUGCUGUUUGUGCAUUCAGAACAUUUGUGAUGUUGAACUAAUGAAUGUUUACGAUACGAACUCAUUCGUUUUAUAACUAUUAUGAUAAUACACCAACGUGUCGUUAUGCGUGUUGUUAUUAGCAUAAAAAAAUUGGUCUCUAUUUUUACGGUUAUAGUUAUAAGUUGUUAUAAUGAUUUGUUUGUACUGCCAAUGACUGAUAUUUAAUUGAGAUUGUGUUGUAAUGUCGAAUUUUUGUAGAAUGAUUAGGAAAAACCAGCAAGUGCGAUACGGAUUCGAGUGUUCUGUACAAACUUGUAUGUAGAUAAGGUAUCUAAGUAUAGGAAAGUACUUAUACGUUGAAAUUGGAUAAACUUAACUGCCCUUCCCUAGACACGGUUGUUGUCCUAACUACUAAUAACAAGUUUGUAAUAGUAAAUUAGCUAUUUUUAAUAAAAUACAUAUUUACGGUUUUCAGAUUGUGUCCUUUACAUGUGCUGUAAAACAUUGCCUCUUACCAAAUUUCAUAAUUCUAGGUCAACAAUAAGUACCCUAUAGUUUUGAAUCCGUUGUUCAAUCAUAAAAUAUCUCAAAAUAUGCGUAAUAAUCGGUCAAAUUUUGAUCGCGUUGACUGCAACUUUGGUUUUUAAUAGCUGAGAGACCGUAGAGGGGAGUAUUUGAUAUAAAUUUCAACGUUAUGCUCUAUACGUUAUUGGGAUUAGGGUCUUGACAAACGGAGACGGGCAAUGAAACGAUCCCAUAAGGGUUCCUUUUGAGGUACGGAACCCUAAUAAAAUAAAUAUUUUUUUAUAUAUAGGACUGGCUAUGAGGUCUAACUAGGCGACUUAAUAUGCUUACUAAAUUAAUCUUCGAUUUGCUAGUUGUUACAUAGUGAUGUAGUCUCUCAGCUUACUAAAGUGACAUCACUAUGUGGCGUCCUUCCGGCCACUGUCACUUCCGCACACUUUACGUCCCGAGAGCGUCGGCCUGGUCAUGCCUGAUUAUAAUUAUGAUUGUAGUCUUAAUUAAUAAAUAUAUUGUCAUAAACGACAGUGUCAUUAUUCAUCAAAUACAGAACCAAAAUACACUAACACAAAGUAGCAUGAUCCGGGACAUGGUACAAAAUUAUAUCCAAAUUCGUUCAACCGCUUCUGUGUGUCCUAAAUUUUACUUAUAAGUUAAAACAAACAUUCAAAGAUCCCAUUUAUAAUAUUAUUAAUGGGAAACAAAAUGAAAAUGUAAGUUAAGUUUAUUGAAUGAUUUUAAAACAUAUAAAGAAAAAAAGUGAAUUAUUAUAUCCGCUUUAUUUAGAAAGUUUAUUUUUAUUCGCAACAUACGUUUUUUCUGGUAGCCUAUUUGCAUAAUAUUAGUGCUUUUGUUUCAGUAUAUAGAUAAUUUGUGAUUAUAAUCAUUUUGAAUAAAUCUUUACCUGAUUAGUCUUAGAUUAAACUCGCGACGUAUUUGGAAUAUAAAAAUAUAAAUAUCAUAUUAUUUACUUAAAUAGUCAUUCGCGAAGAGAAGUCACUGGCAUCUUAUAAAUCAUGUGAAAAUAAAUCUUUUUUAGAAAGUUAUGUAAAUAAUAUACCAUUUUGUAUAAACUAUUUUACAAAAUCAUUUCACCACGGAAGAGCGGCUAAUAAUAUAUAUGUAAAAAAAACAUAAGAAUCGACUUCGACUACUUGUUAAUGCGAUUUUUUUAAAUCUUACAUUUAAUAAAACAAAAAAUAUUUAAAAAAAGUGGUCGCUCAAUGGUCGAAUAUUUAAAAAAAGUGGUCGCUCAAUGGUCGAAAUUCAGCCACAAUUCAUACAUUUUAUUUAUCUGCUCUCCUCUGUGUGAACUUUAAUUGUGCCAAAUGUCACCUUCCUCCGUGCGCGCAAUGUGCUUAAAAAGUUAUAUAAAGUUUUUUCUCACGUAUUAUUAUAUAGAUUAUUAACAUAUGUACCAGUUGUUACAAGUACUGUCAGACAGCUAUUGUGACAGGUAUCUAAUACACAGCUUAAACCGGUGUCUUUUGGAUUACGAAAAUAGGAUGCUCCCCCCAGCAAAACAGCGGUAACCGUAAUUUAUAAAAAAAUUAUACAGCAUAUUUCUACAAUAUAAUAUCUUAACUUUGGUAGUUUUCCUUUUUUUUCAUUUUCAAAUAAUACUAUCAAAUAGACAAUUCAAUAAGGAAUAUUUUGAUAUUUUAAAAUAUCCAAAAAGACCUAAAAUUGAAUUUUGAAAUAUUUUUUUCCUAGGUCUUUGCAUAUUCCCGUUGUUACUCACGCGCCGAAAAUGUAUAAACCAAAUGCUCAAGGCCCUUUACUCGGGGAUGAGUCUUAAGCUCACUAUUCGUUACACGACAUACAUGAGCACUAAAAGAGGAUUUUUGAAAAUUCAUCCUCUAAGUGUUUUGAGAUACAGAUAUAUUAAUAAAACAAGACACUACCUUUCUUAAUUUUCAACAUUAGCAACAGGAAAGGGUAAGGCUCGUUUCCGUAACAAGACGAUUAUAUUUGGGAAUUAAAUGUUGCGGAAACAAUAGCUCUUAGUGAUUUGAGAGUGAUUUUAGAAAGACAACUCAUGGCCUCGGUAUCAAUGCCAAAUCAACAUUUGUAUGAAACACUUAAAACGAAUGUAAGCAUCUUUUACGUUUUUGAACUUAGUAUAUUUCGGAUAUAUUUCGAUGCUUUUAAUAUCGCGCGUUUCUAAAUGACGUUUUUUUAAACAAUUGGGAAAAUAAGAUGGCAGGACAAUGACUAUCGGUAACCGGACAUUAAAAACCGUAAAUAAAUAAUUAAGAUACAGAAUUAUAAUUUGUGCAUGAAAGCUCGUAUCAAAUAUUAUCAAUGUUUAGCUCCUUGUGAUCGAUUCAUAAGAUUUUGCAUUCUUUUACUUAUUUUGACUUCGAUUGCUUUUAUAUGUUUGAAAUGUGCAAAAAUGUUAUGGUUUGGUAAAAAUUGUUUGCUAUUAUUAAUACUUUGGUGAUUUAUUGUUUUUGUGAUGUAUUGUUUCGUUUAUUACGCCUUAGCGCGUACGGAUUAUGUAAUGCGGAUUGUUUCAACGUACGUCGAAAUACAUACCAUACCUAUAUGUAAAGUCUAAAAGUUACUUUGAUAAUAGUUAUAUUAAUAUACCUUGUUAACUCUUUAUAUUCAUUUCUAAAGACUAAUCAAAAUUGGUUUUAUUUUUCAAAAGUUAGAAGUCAAAACGAAAUAUCUGUUAACAUACAUGUAUAUAUGCUUUGCCGUAUGGUUUAACGAUUACAAUUUAGGUAUUUUGAAAUAAUUCACAUUGACUCGUUUAUUUGUAUAAUUAAGUAUUUGCUUAAUUCUAUGAAUUUGUGCCUACUAAUCUAAUUACUUUGUGUUAAAUUCUUACCUUAGAAUUAAGAUCAUGUCGAAUAAAUAAAAAGAAGUUGUCCUAA